Molecule: messenger RNA, 1416 nt
Organism: Scheffersomyces stipitis CBS 6054
Lineage: Eukaryota; Fungi; Ascomycota; Pichiomycetes; Serinales; Debaryomycetaceae
Exons: 1
Coding region: 1-1416 (471 amino acids)
Molecular function (GO): protein binding
Source: RefSeq, a predicted model, not a curated record
AUGUAUACAUUCAACGUUUCCGAGAUGCUCUCCUUGGAUUUCAAACAAAUAGUGACCGUAGCCUUGAUGUUCUUCAUCAUCCGUGAAAUCAACUACUUGAUCAACAAUCUCAGUCGGAUCCUCAAUAAAAACCAAUGGAGGAAUAUUCUGAAUCAAGAGUCGCUGGAGAGGGAUCUUCCGAACCCAGUUUUUUUGCACCCUAAUUCUACCGCUGAGCCUGUAAGUUUUCCGGACGAAAUCAUAUUGGAAAUCCUUGAGUACGCUCCUCAACACGAUGUCUUGAGAAUGGCCCGUGUCAGCAAGAGAUUUGCUAGAAUUUGUAGAAUGAAACUCUUCAAAAAUAUAUACGUUGGAAGCCCGACAUCCAAUGUCUUACACCCAGAGUACAACACUCCAUUCUACCAAAAAUACACCAUCAUAAAGUACGAAAACUUUCUUAUAAACAGUGGGUCAUUGUUUUUCACAAGACGCCCAAUCCAAGAGUUUGUGUUCAAAGAUCCUAAAUUCUCUACUGGUUUUUUUGACAAAUUGAAGUCUUUUCACCCACAAGCAGCUUUCUACAUCGAGAACAAACCCAGGACAAAGUCUCCUUUUAAAACCCUUCGACAUAACUUGUUGAUUCUGGACAUAAGGAGGUUGGAUAUAGUUCCAGAAGAAAUUGAUUCUUUGACAAGUUUCCCUGAUUCUAUCAGACAUUUGUCGAUUGACUUCACUGACCUUCAAGAAAAUGGGGCAGCAUUGAAUAGGUGUAGAAAUACCUUUGCUGGGUUGACUUCUCUAAAGUUGAAGAAUGUGGACAGCCAUAUGAUUCUAGCACUUUUUGCUGGAGAGAAGAUCAGUGUCAGAAAGCUUUCUCUUCUGACCAGUAAUAGUGAAUUUGGCUUUGAUACGAUAGAGAAGUGUUUCGACUUGAGUACCAUUUCAAGCUUCGAGUUAUUAGAUAGGAAUAUCAACCGAAAGAAUGAAUCCUAUAAGCAGUUUAUAACCAAGCUUGCUUCGGUUCGCCUGUUAACACUUUCGUGUCCACAGUCAUUUCUCAGGGACAUUAUAACCUCUUUUAAAAAGAAUACACUUGAAGAGAUCAGUUGUCUAAUUGACACAAGCCACGACGUAUCUAUGUCAUUUAUUCAAGGAUUAAUCGAAGAUCAUGCACAGUCUCUAGUUCGUAUCAGCUGCUGUUCUUCCAAUGAGUGUUUUAUUUUGACAGACCUGGGCUCCUUAGAUAAGUUCACAAGCAUUCACACAGACAGGUCUUCAGAAUACUAUAUUGAUAUGGCCAAAGAAUUGCACAGGAAUUCAGAUGAUUAUCCCAAGUUGAAAUUGUUCGAAUUAAAUGGAGUUCCAAUUAUAUUGGAUAAAACAUAUGGCGAAUUAACUGGAAUAACUCCUCUAGUUCCCAACCGCAUCAGUCAGUAA